This is a messenger RNA of Cucurbita pepo subsp. pepo (vegetable marrow), 1453 nucleotides long. NCBI's taxonomy places the organism in Eukaryota, Viridiplantae, Streptophyta, Magnoliopsida, Cucurbitales, Cucurbitaceae. The record is from RefSeq and is a predicted model, not a curated record.
AUGAACUUGGAAUGUCUUUCAUCGAUUUCAGAUUCUCAUGCACCUUCUUUCACUUUAGCUUUUAACUAUUCAUCGAUUCAAAUUGUUAAAAGUUAUAGAAGUGAUCCCUCGAUUGCAGGCGUCAGCAUUUGGAGACAUGUCCUUGGCCCAAAUGAUUCCAUUGAUGGAAUUGAGUUUGUUCUUAGAAAAUAUGUUGUUUCUCUUUCAUCCGAGGGGAAUUCUUUAAGAGCGUGGAACCUUCCUGAUGGUCAGAUGGUGUGGGAAUCUUUUCUUCAGGGCACCAAUCCAUCAAAGUCACUUCUAUUGGUUCCAAGUGAUGUAUUUUCUGAAUCUGGUUCCUUUCAUCAAAAAGAGUUUGAAGCCAACCAGGAGCCUGUGAUUCUAGUUUUUGGUAGAAGUUGUGUGCAUGCUGUCUCUUCCCUGAACGGUGAGGUUAUUUGGAAUAUCGACUUAACAGAGAACAGGGUAGAAAUUCAAAAAAUCAUUCAGCCUCAUGACAGUGAUAUCAUUUAUGCUGUGGGAUUUUCAAGUCCAACCCAAUUUGAUCAAUUUCAAAUAAAUAUUAAUAGUGGAGAGUCGCUGAAGCACCAUACGGCAACAUUUUCUGGUGCCUUUUCUGGAGAAUUAGUAUCAGUUUCUGAUGACGUGCUAGUCACAUUUUACGCCACUAGGUCAAAUCUAGCUAUAAUAAACCUUAAGAAUGGGGAAGUUAGGAUUAUAAAGUCACCUAUUGCACAUCUCGUCGGUGAAUUUUCUGGGUUAAUUGAAAUAGUGCCUUCAAAGCUUUCAGGAUUACUUGCUGUUAAAGUUAAUUCUAUUUUAGCAUUAGUUCCAGUAAAAGAUGAAGGUGAGGUGGAGAUGGUAGAUAAAAUUCACGGUCAGGCAACUCUAAGUGAUGCUCUCUUAGUUUCAGAGAGUCAGCGUGCAGCUGCCUUAGUUCAGCAUGAGGGAAGUCAUAUGCAUCUCAGUGUAAAGCUUAUUGAUGACUGGAGCAGUAAUUUUAUUGAGGAAAAUAUAUUAAUUGAUGACCAAAGAGGAUCCGUACAGAUGGUUUUUCUAAACUCUUACAUUCGGACAGAUGGGUCUCAUGGUUUCAGGGCUCUGAUUGUCAUGGAAGACCAUUUCCUGUUGUUAGUACAACAAGGUGAAAUUGUCUGGAGCAGGGAAGAUGGCCUUGCCUCUAUCAUAUAUGUAGUGACAUCUGAACUGCCUGUUGAAAACAAAGGCGUUUUUAUAGCAAAAGUGGAGAACAAUCUCAUGGAAUGGCUACAGGUAUGCAAACUCUUUCAAAACUUUAUGAGUUAAAUUAUGUAAAAGUGAUAAUGUCUCUAAUAUUAAAAAUCAUUAUUACAUACAUUUUCAGCCUACUAUUUGGUUACGUUUACAUGGUAGUCUCUAGUUUGAAUGUAUUAUUAUUAUUAUUAUUUUGCUCUGGUCAGUCGAUAUCUCUUUA